Molecule: messenger RNA, 4532 nt
Organism: Nymphaea colorata (pocket water lily)
Lineage: Eukaryota; Viridiplantae; Streptophyta; Magnoliopsida; Nymphaeales; Nymphaeaceae
Product: eIF-2-alpha kinase GCN2
Exons: 30
Coding region: 255-4229 (1324 amino acids)
Biological process (GO): protein phosphorylation; mitochondrial translation
Cellular component (GO): cytosol; mitochondrion
Molecular function (GO): ATP binding; eukaryotic translation initiation factor 2alpha kinase activity; protein binding
Source: RefSeq, a predicted model, not a curated record
UGUUGGGCGGACCACGCAGGACGCCGUUCUCGUGCCCAAGCAAUAGUGACUAGUGAGUAGGCACCGCGGAGGCUUUCGCUCGCCAUCGUGGCCUUCCACAACUUUUCCCCUGCUUUUUCUUGAACCGUUUCAGCAAGCGGGAAGGGACGGAAAGGAGCAGAGGAAGCUUCUUAUUGGGUGGAGAGAGAGAGAGAGGCCGUGAUUGAUUGGCAGAAGCAUGAGAUCGGAGGCGUCGGGAAGACAGGGAGGCAUACAUGGGACGUAACUCGAAGAGGAAGAAGAAGCGGGGCUCCGGCGCGUCGGAUGGGAGGAGAAACAAGGGCAGGGAUCGGGAGCAACUCGAUGAAGAUGACGACUCUGUUGCCAAGCAAUCCGCGCCUCAGCUGUCGGCAGUCUGGGAAGACUCCGAGAUUGGUUCGGAGACUUCGCAGGUUCAUGGCUCCAAGAAGAAGAAGCGUGGUGGCGUAUCUGGUGGGAGAAAGGGCAAGGGUAGGAGCUCCUCGAGGGACCACUCACAUGAAGGUGGCGAUGGAGAGGUCCUCACUGAGGAAUUGACGGCCAUGCAUGCAAUAUUCCAAGACGACUUCAAGCUUGUUUCGGAGACUCCUUACACCCAGUGCAUUGUCAGUCUGAGGCCUCACUCCGCCGAGUUCGAUUCUUUUAAUCCAAAUAUGUUGGCAAAUCUUAUUAUAAGGUGUCUACCUGGAUACCCCUACAAGUGUCCCAAAUUGCAGGUUAUACCAGAAAAGGGCUUAUCAAAGGAUGAUACAGAACACCUUCUUUCGAUCCUCCUUGAUCAGGCAAACGUUAAUGCUCGGGAAGGGCGUGUAAUGAUUUUCAAUCUUGUGGAAGCUGCACAGGAAUUCUUGACUGGCCUUGUAUCUGACAAACAGUCCCAUGAAGUGGUUUCACUAUAUGAGGGGGACAAGAAAGGAGAAAAGCAACAUGCCGAUGGUACAUUUUCUUCAGAGAAGACAGAUUCUACUGGAGAAUUCUAUUGCAUGUUUGACCUCUUCAGUGAUUUGUAUGGGGAAAGUCAGUCUUGGGAUGGAGAUACUGCAUUGUAUAAUGUUCAUGAAAAAAAUGCUCCAUUUUCUCAAUGCCGAACACUUGCUGCUGGAACAAGUAGAGAAGCACAAAAUGAUAAACAUGUCCAUUCUUCCAAUAACCCAGAUAUUAGUCAUAUGCUUGUUGAGAAAAAUUUCUUGCAAAACUCUUUCUGUUCCAAACCGCAAGUUGUUAACAAUUUGGAGCCUGUUGAUGAAGCAAGUGAAGAUGAAAAUAAGAGCAUGUCUGCUAGAUCUCUGGACACCCCAUUGGCAUCAGAAUCUACAGGUGGUGAAAGUUACUGGUCUGAUGUGGAUGACACAUUGAAGAAGCUUUUUCUUGAUGAGAGAAAACUGAAUCAAAAUAGUGAUUCAGAUCAUGAGCUGUUGGACUCUUUAGAUUCUGAACUACAUGAUCAAACUUCUGAGGCAGUGAAGGAUCUGGUCAUGGUGCAUCUACUACGUCUUGUCUGCUCUUCAAAUCAAUCCUCAUAUUCAUUGCCUGAAAUUGCUUCUGAGUUGUCCUCUUUAGGGAUUCUUCCAGAAUGGGCAAAAGAUUUAGCGACCAAAAAGCCAAUGCUCUUUGACAAGGCUUUUCAUCGUGUUUUUCACCACUACAUGGACAGCGAAAGAUCUCAUGAUGCUCCUGCAACUUCUUUCUUCUGGUCCUCUGUUCCUGUUCCAGAUGGAAAAGGACCUACAUCAACACCUGCCUCUCGCUAUCUGAGUGAUUUUGAGGAAAUUCGCUCACUAGGGCGUGGAGCUUUUGGUCAUGUAGUACUAUGCAGAAAUAAGUUGGAUGGUCGUCAAUAUGCUGUAAAAAGGAUUCCUGUGAAAGAUAAGAGACCAUCUGUUAAUGACAAAAUCUUGAGGGAGGUUGCUACGCUAUCACGUUUGCAACAUCAGCAUGUUGUGCGCUAUUAUCAGGCCUGGUUUGAAACUUCAGUUGGUGUCAGUUCGGAGGAAAUAAGUACAGGUUCAUUGACUUUUGAGAAAUCAACAUGCAGCCACAGGAGAACAGGCUCUUCUGAUGCUGUUGAAUCUGAAAAUAUGUUGUCUACUUAUUUGUACAUACAGAUGGAGUAUUGUCCUAAGACUUUGCGCCAGUAUUUUGAGGAAUCUUACAAGGAACAUUUUGACAAGGAAUCUGCAUGGCAUUUCUUUCGUCAAAUUGUUGAAGGCUUGGCCCACAUUCAUGGGCAGGGAAUCAUUCAUCGUGAUCUAAAUCCCAAUAAUAUUUUUUUUGGUGCAGUUGGGGACAUUAAAAUUGGGGACUUUGGCUUAGCAAAGUUCUUGAAGUUCGAGCAGUCAGAAUAUGAUCCAUCAUUUGGAAAUGAGGUCAGCGGAGUUUCAUUUGACGGGACUGGUAAAGUAGGGACAUACCUUUACACAGCUCCUGAAAUUGAGCAGGGUUGGCCUCACAUAGAUGAGAAGGUUGAUAUGUACAGUCUAGGAAUCGUUUUCUUUGAGCUUUGGCACCCUUUUGCAACUGUGAUGGAAAGGAGUGUUAUUCUUUCAGAUCUGAAGCAAAAAUGGAAACUGCCUCCUGUUUGGGCUUCCGAAUUUCCGGAGCAAGCAGUUUUACUACAAAGAUUGGUUGCCUCGAGUCCAUCUGACCGACCUUCUGCUUUGGAAGUUUUGCAGGAUGCUUUACCCCCCCGAAUGGAGGAUGAGUGGUUAAAAGAUAUUCUGCGGACAAUACAAGCUUCAGAGGAUUCAUAUGUUUAUGAUCGUGUUAUAUCUGCCAUUUUUGAUGAAGAGAGUUAUUUAAUGAAAGCACAAUCUCAUCUUGGUGGGAGAAAGAGUACCAUAACUGAUGAUUCUUCAUUCAGCGAAAUGGUUGAGGCAGACCUGCAUGAUCGUGUUUCAGGAGUUGCCAAGGAUGUUUGCAAGCAACAUGGCGCAAAGAGAUUUGAGAUACCUCAGCUUCGUGUUUUAGAUGACUGUCCGUUGCAAAAUCGGAAUGCUGUUAAAUUAUUGACUUCUGGAGGAGACAUGCUUGAGCUUUGUCAUGAGCUGCGUUUGCCCUUUGUUGAAUGGGUUGUUGCGAAACAGAAAGUUUCCCUUAAACGAUAUGAAAUAUCAUGGGUAUAUAGAAGAGCAGUUGGCCACUCUGCCCCAAAUAGGUACCUUCAGGGUGACUUUGACAUUAUUGGAGGUGCACCUUCAUUAACAGAAGCUGAGACAAUCAAGGUGGCUAUGGAUAUUAUGACCCGAUUCUUUCAUCACGAUACAUGUGAUAUUCGCUUGAAUCAUGGGUGUUUACUGGAUGCCAUCUGGUCUUGGAUAGGAAUAAAAGGUGAAAGUAGGCAGAAUGUUGCAAAGCUUCUGUCCUGGGCAGUUUCUUCUUGUCCUCAGUCAAUCAACCGUAGAUCAAAAUGGGUCUUGAUAAGGCGUCAGCUUAUGAAGGAUCCUCAACUUUCUGAAGCAAUUAUAAACAAGCUGCAGACGGUAGAUAGAAGGUUUUGUGGAUCUGCUGAUGAGGCACUUGCAAGAUUGAGAGGUGCUUUUUCACCAGAUAAAUCUACUCGUGAUGCACUUGGUGAACUCUCACUACUUUUAAGCUAUUUGAGAUGGUGGAAUUUAGAGAAGCAUAUAAGCAUCGAUGUCCUUAUGCCACCUUCUGAGAUCUACUACAGAGGACUAUUUUUCCAGAUAUACGUAACCAGAGGGCAGAGUCAUGGAUAUUCUUCUGAGUCAACCCUGGUUGCUGUUGGUGGCCGCUAUGAUAAUCUGCUGCAUCGAAUGUGGGAUAAAGAACAUAGAUCAAGCCCUCCUGGUGCGGUCGGUUUGAGCCUUGCAUUGGAGAAAAUUGUUCAUCUUACUUCAUCUGAUAGAACUGAAACAAACAUUAGUGUUCUUGUUUGUUCAAAAGGGGGAGGUGGCUUCCUAGAAGAGCGUAUGAAACUGGUGGCUGAGUUGUGGGAAGCAAAUAUCAAGGCAGAGCUUGUCCCGGUUCGAGAUCCCAGCCUUACGGAGCAGUAUGAAUAUGCAAAUGACCAUGAGAUUAAGUGUCUGAUCAUUUUAACUGAAUCUGGCUUGUCACAAAAUGACUCUGUUAAGGUGCGCAAUCUUGAACACAAGACGGAGAUGGACAUCAGCAGAGGAAACCUCAUAAAAUUCCUCACUGAGGCAAAUUCGACACAGUUCAGGAGAAUUCCCUUGUCAAAAAUGCGGAAUUGACAGAAAGCCAAGUUAUUGAUUUGUUUGCCAAAGGCUUAAUAAAGCAAUAAUUUUAGCUAUUGAAGAACAACCAAUGAUCCGGGACCAUGUACAGCUUGAGGAAGAGAGAAGACAUUAUUGGUCAUGAGACGGGAUGUGUUCGGAUCUAGACAAAACACAUCUAACAUGAUAAGCGCAUGUAUAAAUGAGGCCCUGUUAUAUUGUAAUUUGUUUUGUAUUAUAAGGAUAUUUUUGUCCAUGGAAAUUAUUUACAAUAUAUAAUAAUAUUAGCGGUGAGGAUUCGCUUCGCUGCUGCUUUGACCA